AUGUUGUCCUGUCACGCAUGGUUCGGCGUUGUCGGAAAAUGGCCCGCGUCGGACACAUCCAAAGAUACCGAUUGUCCUUUUCUCCCAACCUUCACGACAUCACCUAGACAACCAAUCCCGCCACCUUCCACCUUCCACCCCCCUCUCCCACCCUACACUGCGAUGGAGACCACAGGCCAAAGCCCAACAGCACUUGAAAAGCCUCCUGUCAUCCAGCCGAGAGCCUCAAACCCUUCCACGACGUCCACAACAUGA
Molecule: messenger RNA, 255 nt
Organism: Sodiomyces alkalinus F11
Lineage: Eukaryota; Fungi; Ascomycota; Sordariomycetes; Glomerellales; Plectosphaerellaceae
Exons: 2
Coding region: 1-255 (84 amino acids)
Source: RefSeq, a predicted model, not a curated record